AUGAAGUUCGCAAUUCAACCAACCUCAAAAACCAAGCUGCGACUGGACAUAGCCCUGUACUCCCUCGUCGCUCUUACAUUCAUACUCAUCAUCGUCCGGGUAGCCAACAAAGGCACUCCCUCAUCAAGAUGUCUGAAACCUGCAGUCUUCUUAGCAUAUCAAAUUGUGACAGGACACGUGGACCGCUUCAAAAGAUGGAGAAGCAUUAAAGUCAACAAAAUUCUCACCAUUAUCGAUACGGUGUUCUGGUUUGCAUUAUUCAUCAUCACUAUUUCGGGGACUUCAUCAUCACAUAGUACGAUUAGUCGGGCCUUAGGUGCUAUUAUCAUCAUACUGGCAUUGAUUUUAUGCUAUGUUUGCAUCCGCAUUCGGAAGCGCGAAGAAGAUGGUGACACCUCUGUCGACACCAUUGCAUUACAAAGUGCUUGGGGUAAAUAG
Messenger RNA from Talaromyces stipitatus ATCC 10500, 438 nucleotides. RefSeq lists its product as uncharacterized. The record is from RefSeq and is a predicted model, not a curated record. The coding region runs from base 1 to 438 and encodes 145 amino acids. Lineage: Eukaryota; Fungi; Ascomycota; Eurotiomycetes; Eurotiales; Trichocomaceae. The transcript is spliced from 3 exons.